This is a messenger RNA of Pseudophryne corroboree (corroboree frog), 1473 nucleotides long. RefSeq names its product mucin-17-like. The transcript is spliced from 5 exons. The record is from RefSeq and is a predicted model, not a curated record. The coding region runs from base 75 to 542 and encodes 155 amino acids. Lineage: Eukaryota; Metazoa; Chordata; Amphibia; Anura; Myobatrachidae.
UCUGCUUAAAUCAAACAGAAAUUCCAGAAGAAGUUCAGAAAUAUUACGUUCCCAGAAACAUCUCGGGCAAAACAAUGUGUGUUUCCGAAUGCAGCUCUGACAGUGAGAAGCCCCGCAACUGCAACAGAGGACAGUGCUCCGUCACCCUGCAAGGACCGCACUGCUACUGUGAAGCUACGGACCAGUACUGGUACACAGGAGACCAAUGCCAGAUGGCCAUCAGUAAAUCGGGUGUCUAUGGUGGAGUGGCUACCGUACUGGCUGUGCUGCUCAUUAUAAUUGUGAUUCUGGCUGUUAUCGCAUGCCGGCGUCAGAAACAGUCAGACAAACACAAGUUAAUAGACAAUGACCAGCGAUGGUAUGAUGAUGGAUGGGAGGUGGAAGGCCUGAAAUAUGGGAGUCUGAACAGUGCUUACAGUACUUAUGGUUCUGCAGGUUCCAGCUUCCAGCCAAACCUGGAAAGAGUGAACACAGAUGUAAAGAUGACUGUUCCCAGACCUAAUAUUAUGCCACAGUAUGUCCCAUGGGAGUCAACCAGCUGAGAGCACCAUCACAUUGAGUAUAUCAAGAAUCGUCACCCUCUGCUCCCAUUGACACAACUUUGUAUACCUGGGAGAGAAGACAGUGACGCAUCCUUCACAACUGUCUCAGGAGAGGAAAGACUGGGUCAAUUGUUACUCUUGUGUGGACCAAGGUAUCUCCACUCUUCUUAAAGAUGAACCUAGGAAGUCGUGAGACGUAUCUUCUUAGCUUCUGCUGCUCUUCAAGGAUUCUGUGAUGGUUCAUUUAUUUAUCAUAUGGUUCCUUCAACUUUGGAAGAACUUUUAUCAACUACCAUAUGCUAUGCAGUUUUUUUUUUUAUAUAUAAAUUACACGAUACACAUGCCUGAAUGUAUACUGUAGGCACACACCCAAAUAACUAAUGAUAUUAUGUAGCAAAUGCAAGGAAAUAAUAAUAAGUAUUACAGCAUUAAAUUGUAUAUAUGUCAAGCAACAAUCGAACAAAAUUGCAUAUUAAGAGACAAUAGGAACAAUUUUUUAAUUAUAUAUGAAAAGAAAAAAACAUGUUGCUUUUUCUUAAGUAUGGGUCUAUACCUAUCCAGACAGCCAAAUAUUCACACGCUGAUGAUUGCUAACACAGACAGAAGCACUUACCUGGUUAAUGCACAGAUCACAAAUCUACUGUAGCACGGAUCAUCGCAACCCUGUUAACUGAGUCUAUGGAUAGAAACCAUUAGAAACAUAUCUACAGAUUCCACUCACAUAGCAGCCUAGUUGAUAAUGGAGCCAAGGCUGAAUCCCACAGGUCCGAGACCAACUGUACUGUAUCUCUAGCCAGAUGAAACAAUGAUGUUUAUUGUUUACAUAUAGUCUAUAUAUAAUAAAUAACAUAGAUUAUUAACAUUCUAUUUAAAUAAUGUGUAUUUUUGCACUGCAUAUUUAUUCUAGCAAUUGUGCUUGUAUUAUCUGAAU